Molecule: messenger RNA, 153 nt
Organism: Plenodomus lingam JN3
Lineage: Eukaryota; Fungi; Ascomycota; Dothideomycetes; Pleosporales; Leptosphaeriaceae
Source: RefSeq, a predicted model, not a curated record
AUGUGUGCCCCUCGAGCUGGCGAUUCAGUGACUGGUGGAAUUGCUUUCUGGAACGCUACCACAGUCCGAUGCAAGCCUCGUCUUGCUAGCACAUUGCAAAGCGAAAGCGAGCCCACCGUCUUCAAGACAGAGUUGAACCACCCUGUAACAUAG